AUGGCAGCUGCUGAGCGUCAGUUCAGUCAGACCCAGAGUCCUGUGCAAGUACACGGGUCACACAGCACAGAGCCGGGCCUGCCGCUUGCAGGGUGCCCUCUGUCAAUAGCACUCUUGUUACCACCGGGAGCUUUGGGGGCUCAGCUGGGUGCCGGGUGGGCUGGAUUCCUGGACGCCAGGGAGGAGAGUGGAGUCCGGCCCCCUCGCCCUCUGCCUGUGGUCCUGAGGAGUGUCCAUUUUCUUGAGGGCUGUCACUGGCACGAGGGCCUGCUCUCAGCUGUACGUGACAAAUCUGUGGUCCCUGGGGAACAAAUCCUCGCAUCUACUCAGCAGCCCUCAAGCAGUGACUGGCUGCUGCUGGAGUCCGAGACAACCAGGGGCUUUCAGUUACUAUUUGAGGCGAAGCAGGGACUGUCAUGGUGUGCCCCCGCCCCGGGCACUGGCUGGUGGAGGGAAUUACCUGGCAUUAAAACAAAAACAUAUUCGGACCCACAAUCACAGGAUGAAUUUGUGGGCUGGCCAGACCCCAGGGCUUCUGAAUCCCCCACUUUGGGGCCACCUAGGGCAAGCCCUAACCCCAAUCACCCCCUUCUCUGCUUUUCCCUCCUUCAGGUCUCAGCCUCCCCAGAUUCCAGCUCUCCUAGGGAAGAGGAGGGGACCCCCCUGCUCCCCAGAGCCCUCCCCCAGGCAGGGUCACGCCGACAUAGGCGCCGGGCUCUUGGUGAGCCAGCAGCCCUGAGCCUGGACAAAGCGGUCAUGCCGAGGACCUUGGACGGCACUCCCAUGCUGCUGGAGCUGCAGAAGCUGCCAGGAUUGGCCAGCACAGACUUGAGUGCCCCGAACCCCAAUAUCCAGGUGACCAUCGAGGUGGUGAAGGAUCCCCAGGCCGAGGUGGAGAUGGACCUAUUGACUGAGCCCAGCAGUCACUGGCCCCAGGGUGCCUCAAGCUGGCUGCCUGCCAAGGAGCUCUUCUGGCCCCUAUUCUGGAGCUACCUGGAGGGCGAGGAGGGGAGGACCAAUCUCAAGGGCAGAGCCCCAGGGGAAGAAGUGGAGGAGGAGGAUUACCCUGCAGAGUAUCGGGAGAGCGAGGACCAGGAGGACAAUGAGGAGGAAGAGGGCGAGGAGGAGGAGCCUGGGUUCAGUGGGGCCACAGGCAGCUGGGAGCAGGGCUGGCUGGCCCCUGGGGACUGGGCCUUCAAGGAGCCGGAUGGCUACGACUAUGAGCUUCAAGAGGAGUGGAGCCCAUGGUCUCCCUGCAGUGGGAGCUGCGGCAGCGGCAGCCAGAGGAGGACUCGGCCCUGCGGCUACGCCUGCACUGCCACCGAGUCCCGUGCCUGCGACCUGCCCCCUUGUCCUGGCACCGAAAACAAGGACCCCUCGGGCUUCCCCGGUGAGGGGUGGCAGCCCCUGGCCCACAAUGCUACGGACAUGCUCAGCCCAGAUGUGGACAGCUGUGAAAAGUGGCUGAACUGCAAGAGUGACUUCCUGGCCAAGUACCUGAGCCAGGUGCUGCAGGACCUGCCCAGCUGCCCAUGCGCAUACCCGCUGGAGGCCGUGUACAGCGCUGUGAGCCUGCAGGAUGAGCACCGGGGCCGUAGCUUCCGCUGGAGGGACGCCAGCGGGCCUCGGGAGCGCCUGGACGUGUACCAGCCCACGGCGCGCUUCUGCCUGCGCUCGCUGCUGUCCUUGGAGAGCAGCACCCUGGCCGCCCAGCACUGCUGCUACGAUGCGGGCAGCCGGCUGCUGACCCGGGGCAAGGGCGCCGGCGCACCGGACCUCGUCAGCACCGACUUCUCGCCGGAGCUGCACUUCAAGGUGGACACGCUGCCCUGGAUCCUCUGUAAGGGGGACUGGAGCCGCUACCACGCCGUGCGGCCUCCCAACAAUGGCCGAGCCUGUGCUGACAACCCUCCGGAAGAGGAGUACCUGGCCCAGUUGCAGGAGGCCAAGCAGUACUAACGGGGAAGCUUCUGGAGAAGCUUCCCCUGCAGACCCCCCUCACCCUGCCUCUGCCCAGACCCCCUAAGCCAGCUGGCCUGCUGCUGCAGGCCCUCUGCCUGUGAAUCCAAGGCAGGUCAGCACCCUGGGUGUGGGUGUGGGGUUAGGGACAAGGUGGAGGGGUGUACAGGGCCUAAGCUGAGUGAGGGAGCUCAGCCCCCAAGGUCUCUGGGUGUAUGGGGGGAGGGGUAAGGAAAUGUGUGCCUGUGGGGGCUGCCCUCUCCUGCCCACUAGGAGAUGCUAUCCCAGCCUGGCCACUGAUUUUCCUCCCUGUCCCUCUGAGCUGGACUCUUCCACCCUGCACGGGUCAUGAUUCUCCGGGCCUGAGGUGCCACAGCUGCGUUUUGCCAGGCUGACGGCCAGCCUAGCAGGCAGCUCCUCCUUAUCUCCAGGCGGUUGCUGGAGGCCCUCUAGCCCCACCCCUGCUGGGAGCCACCAGGACUGGACUGGGACCCUAACAAGUUCUCCGCGGCUCUGAGCUGCUUUUCAGUGGACACUACUUUGGUGUAGGGUGAAGUCAACCCCUGGGGCCAAAUGCGGACAGCCAGGCUGAGGCAGCCGAGACGCGGCCAAGACAGGGCCAGCUCCUGGCUGGGAAUGGGUCAACCUGUUCAGGUCCCUUUCUUUGUCCAGCAUUUCUGCUCUGUCCAGGUUGUAGGGAUGUGUAGAACUGGAUGGCACUGCCAUGAACGGACCCAGCAGCCAGGCCUGGGAUGGGCUCAGAACAGCCCAGGAGGAUGUGCACCGUGGUGAGGUGGUAAACAGUUCUCUGCUUGGGGUUGGUGGCAGGAAGCCCAGAUUUGGGCAGUUCCUGUGGUGUUUGUGAAGACUCCCACCAUGGCCCAUACUCCCGAGGUGAGGUCAUUGAACGCACUGAGCUCAGAGCCAGGAAGAGAUGCACGUAAUCGGCUCUCCUAGCAUACCUGGUGCUUCUUCCCUGCCCUCCUCACCCUCAAAACCAUACUUCCUCCCCUUGUGUGGGGUUAAAGGGCUGAAGUCCCCCCUGUCCUGUUCACAAAAGCUCCAAAAGCUGGGAACUUCAGCCCCUAGACAGCUGCCGUGAAGCUCUUUGCGAUCCUCAGCAAUAAAGCACUUUAUUUUCAAA
Messenger RNA from Suricata suricatta (meerkat), 3103 nucleotides. RefSeq names its product isthmin 2 (gene ISM2). Lineage: Eukaryota; Metazoa; Chordata; Mammalia; Carnivora; Herpestidae. The transcript is spliced from 8 exons. Bases 1 to 1959 code for a protein of 652 amino acids. The record is from RefSeq and is a predicted model, not a curated record.